GGAUACCUACUUCACCGUUGACGAGGAGGUACUCCAUCUCGACGUCCUCGGUUCUUCCACAUUCCGAGCUCUCCAGACUCUCCAUGGCAUCCAAGGUCCAGCGAUUGAGAGAUAAAGUCAAGUGCCUGUAUUCAUGAGAUGUGGUGGUUAUCAGUGAUGAUAAGAGGAGACUUCCGGUUUCAUAUAUAUGAUUACUACGGUGAGGAAUUUGGACUGCAUGCUGCGAGUUAGUUUUAGCUUUACCUUCCACUAGGUGCGAUGUAAUAUCUGGGUAAUGUCGGUUCCGCGCCAACGAAAUUAUUCUGAGAAAUUAGUGUGCAUUAGAUGAUGGAAUUCUGGGACCGUGCCACUUCCACUUGCAUGCAAACAGUGUUGGGCGGCGGGAUGUGGAAGGUAGACAGUAAGGAAUGAAGAUAUCCUCUGCCAUCAAUUCUCAUGGAAUGCUUAAUAAAGUCAGCGUCAUAGCAUUUUGUAUGCAAUUUUAGGUGCUGACUCUUUCAGCAAUUGCAUAUAUUUUGCACAGCUUGCUAGAGAAGACUACUUGCAGUUGAGACAAGAAAUGGGUGAACUUCAGGAAUAUUCCAAUGCAAAGCUUGAUCGAGUUACUCGAUAUCUUGGUGUCCUUUCUGGCAAAACCCGCAAGCUAGACCAAGCUGCCCUUGAAACUGAAGCAAGAAUAUCGCUGUUGAUAAAUGAGAAGAGGAGAUUAUUCAACGACUUAUUGACAUCUAAAGGAAACAUUCGUAUAUUUUGCCGUGCAAGACCUUUGUUUGAAUAUGAAGGGCCCUCAGCUGUUGAAUUUCCAGAUGACUGUACCAUCCGUGUAAAUACUGGUGAUGAAUCGUUGUCCAACUCCAAGAAAGAUUUUGAACUUGAUCGAGUGUAUGGGCCUCAUGUUGGACAAGCCGAAUUGUUUAGUGACGUUCAGCCUCUGGUACAGUCAGCUUUGGAUGGAUAUAAUGUUUCAUUAUUUGCUUAUGGACAAACCCACUCUGGAAAGGCACACACAAUGGAAGGAUCUAGCUAUGAUCGAGGUUUGUAUGCUCGUUGUUUUGAAGAAUUGUUUGAUUUAGCCAACUCAGAUUCCACUUGCACUUCUCUAUAUGAAUUCUCUGUUACAGUUUUUGAGCUCUAUAAUGAACAGACCAGGGACCUGCUACUGGAUAUGGGGAAAAGCAUGCCCAAGCUUUACUUAGGAUCGACAGAAUGUUCUGUUGAACUGGUGCAGCAAAAAGUUAAUAACCCUGUGGAGUUUUCUAGGGCAUUGAAAGCUGCAUUUGAGAGUCGUGGAAAUGAUGUAUUGAAGUCUAAUGUCUCUCAUUUGAUUGUCACCGUACACAUUUUAUGUAAGAAUUUGAUCACUGAUGAAAACUCAUAUAGCAAACUUUCUCUUGUUGACUUGGCUGGAAGUGAAGGUUUAAUAACAGAAGAUGAUAGUGGGGAACGUGUGACAGAUUUGCUUCAUGUUAUGAAGUCACUUUCAGCUUUGGGAGAUGUUCUGUCUUCUUUGACAUCGAAGAAGGAUGUCAUUCCAUAUGAAAAUUCAGUGCUAACAGGAUUGCUUGCUGAUUCACUUGGUGGGAGUUCAAAAACUCUUAUGAUUGUAAACGUGUGUCCAAAUCUUUCAAAUUUAUCUGAGACUUUAUCAUCUCUCAAUUUCUCUGCUAGAGCUCGACAUUCUGUAUUAAGCCUAGGAAAUCGAGAUGCUAUAAAGAAGUGGAGAGAUAUUGCAAAUGAUGCACGCAAAGAGUUGUAUGAGAAGGAGAAAGAAAUCCAUGAUCUGAAACAUGAGGGACUGGAGCUUAAGCAAUCAAUUAAAGAUGCUAAUGAUCAGUGUGUCUUACUAUUCAAUGAAGUGCAGAAAGCACGGAAAAUUUCUUCUGCAUUGCAGACAGAUUUAAAGUCAGAGCAUAUUAUGCUAGCAGAUCAGCAUAAGAUUGAGAAGGAACAAAAUUCCCUGCUAGGAAGUCAAGUUGCUCAGCUGUUACAGUUGGAACAAGAUCAAAAAUUGCAGAUCCAACAGCAAGAUUCAACCAUCCAAAGUUUGCAGGAUAAGAUUAAAGCCCUUGAAAGACAAUUACAUGAAGCCAUUAAAUCCAGUGAAGAUAGAUCAACAUUUGUCACUGAGCCAGAAUCUGGAGCUUCAUCCAAUUCUAAAGCAGCUGGUGAUGGUGUGGAUUCUUCUGCUGUAACCAGGAAACUGGAAGAGGAACUCAAGAAACGUGAUGCUCUGAUUGAGAGGUUGCAUAAAGAAAAUGAGAAAUUGUUUGAUAGGUUUACUGGGAAAUCAUCUUUGGGCGGGUCACCUCAGUUGUCAAGUCCAUUAUCCAUGGGAUCAGAUAAUGCUCAGCCUCAAGAUAUAGGGAGGACUAAGAUCAGUAACAAUACUAGAGCUCGAUCUGUGGAUGCUCUUCCUUCACCUUUGACCAUAGAAAAGAAUGACGGCACAGUUUCUUUGGUGAAAUCUGAUCCUAAGAAAGUUAAGUCAACCCCAGCAGGUGAAUAUCUAAAUGCUGCACUGAAUGACUUCGAUCCUGAUCAGUAUGAAGGCCUUGCUGCCAUUUCUGAUGGUGCGAACAAGCUAUUGAUGCUGGUUCUGGCUGCCGUCAUCAAAGCUGGUGCCUCUAGAGAACAUGAGAUACUUGCUGAAAUUAGGGAUGCUGUUUUCUAUUUUAUCCGGAAAAUGGAACCAAAAAGAGUAAUGGACACCAUGCUUGUUUCCCGAGUCAGAAUCCUGUAUAUAAGAUCUUUGCUUGCAAAAUCCCCAGAGUUACAAUCAAUUAAGGUCUUGGCAGUUGAGUGCUUCCUAGAAAAAGCUAAUACUGGACGCAGUAGAAGUUCCAGCAGGGCAAGCAGUCCUGGAAGAUGUCCGGUGCAAUAUUUUGAUGAGCAAAUUCAAGGAUUUAAAGUGAAUCUAAAGCCAGAGAAGAAAUCCAAAUUUUCAACUGUUGUAUUGAAGAUACGCGGAAUUGAUCAGGAGACCUGGAGACAGCAGGUAACUGGUGGAAAGUUAAGGGAAAUAACUGAGGAAGCCAGAAGUUUUGCAAUUCAGAACAAGGCUCUUGCUGCACUAUUUGUACAUACUCCAGCAGGUGAGCUGCAGCGCCAAGUUAGAUCCUGGCUUGCUGAGAACUUUGAAUUUCUCUCUGUUAGUGGCAAUGAUGCAUUGGGAGGGUCAACUGGUCAGUUGGAGCUUCUUUCCACCGCAAUCAUGGAUGGUUGGAUGGCUGGACUUGGUGCUGCACUGCCUCCUCAAACUGAUGCUCUUGGGCAGCUUUUAUUUGAAUAUACAAAACGUCUAUAUACUUCUCAACUGCAGCAUUUGAAGGAUAUUGCUGGUACCUUGGCUGCAGAAGAGGCGGAAGAUGCAGGACAAGUAUCCAAGUUGCGUUCAGCUCUUGAAUCCGUUGAUCACAAAAGAAGAAAGAUUUUGCAACAAAUGAGAAGCGACGCCGCUUUAUUGACAUUGGAUGAUGGUGGUUCACCUAUUCAAAAUCCCUCUACCGCAGCUGAAGAUGCACGAUUAGCAUCUCUCAUUUCACUUGACGGCAUGUUGAAAGAAAUCAAGGGUAUGGCGAUAAAUUCUACGCUGAGUGCUGUGAGCAAAAGUAAGAAAAGGGCAAUGCUUGCUUCUCUGGAUGAAUUGACACAACGGAUGCCUUCGCUUCUUGAAAUUGAUCAUCUAUGCGCGGAGAGUCACAUUGCAGGUGCUCGCGGCAUGGUUGAGUCGAUUCCUGAAGUUGAUGACAGCAUUCAAGAUCUAUCGCAUGCUCACAAGCCUUCAGCAGAUCUGGGGUCUGGAUCCGAAACUGUUGUGGCACAAUGGAAUGUCCUCCAAUUUAACACAGGCACUUCCUCCACAUUUAUAAUCAAAUGUGGAGCAAAUUCAAAUUCAGAACUAGUCAUAAAAGCGGAUUCUCGAGUUCAAGAACCGAGAGGUGGUGAGAUCGUGAGGGUUGCCCCUAGACCGUCAGUUUUGGAAAACAUGAGCUUGGAGGAAAUGAAACAAGUAUUUGCCGAGUUACCUGAAGCUCUUAGCUUGCUUGCCUUAGCAAGGACAGCAGAUGGAACCCGAGCACGGUAUUCUAGACUUUACCGGACCUUGGCUAUGAAGGUUCCAUCCCUAAAGGAUCUGGUUAGAGAGCUUGAAAAAGGGGGUGUGCUGAAAGAUGUUAGAACAUGACCCAUAAAAGGGUAAGCUGAUGGUGAAAUUAAUUAUAGCUGUGUUGAUGUUGUUUGGGGUUUGGUUGCGUGGCUUUGCAAGUCAGCCUGUUGCGUUUGCUAGAUUAUUUGGGGGACAAUCCAUAUACAUUGUAACAGUUAUUCUGCCUACACGUGUUAUUGUGUAUUAGUGGUAGUUAUUUCAGUUUUGCCUGGGAGUGAUAAUUAAGUCGAUGUUUGUGUUUCUUAAGCAACCUGUAAAUAUGUUCAUCAGAUACAAAUAUGUUUGAAUAGAAAUCAAGUGCUCUAUUGCUCCGGCGGAAUAUCAAAGA
This is a messenger RNA of Prosopis cineraria, 4493 nucleotides long. RefSeq names its product kinesin-like protein KIN-14B. The transcript has 24 exons. Gene Ontology annotation, molecular function: ATP binding; microtubule binding; microtubule motor activity. NCBI's taxonomy places the organism in Eukaryota, Viridiplantae, Streptophyta, Magnoliopsida, Fabales, Fabaceae. The record is from RefSeq and is a predicted model, not a curated record. Gene Ontology annotation, biological process: microtubule-based movement. The coding region runs from base 560 to 4183 and encodes 1207 amino acids.